CUUCAGCCUUCUCUCUUAAGAGGACUCCCUCUCUUGUGCCAUAUAUAAACUGCCGAUUCUCUUCUUCUUCAAUCUCUUUCCGGAUUUUUUUCUUCCUUAAAUUUCGCAAGUUCAUCGAUUUGUUUUUAAUUGCUAGUUUUUGUUUCUGCCCUUUUCGUUUCGCCAUUGACGAAGUACUCGAAAAGCCUCAGGAAAGUGGAAUUGGGGGAUUUUCUGGCUGAUAAUUGAGUUUAUUAUGAAUAUCGGGUGAGAUCAAUUAUAGGACAAUUGGGUGCGGAAUUUUGAAUUGUUUGGGUCGAGAUUUUGUGCUAUCGUGAUUUUUUUUUCUCCCGGAGAGCUCCUUGUGAUUGGGUAAUUGUGGUUUAGAUUCUUAGUGUGAUGAAGCUCUUGUGUGUCUUUUGUUAAUUGGAUUCGAAAAACAAAAAGAAAAGGGAAUUGUGAGGGAACUGGGGGUUUCUUGAAGGUGUGAGGAUGACUGAUAUUGAUCCUCUUCAACAAAAGACGGAGUCUAUGGAUGCUGAGUUUGAUCGAGGUUUUGAGGAUUUCAUGGACGAUUGCAUCUCAUUUGAGUCGUGCAGCUCGGUUCACAACCCAGACAAUGAUGAUCAAGAGGAUGAACAUCUUUUGAGGAGGAGAAGGAGGUCUGUGCUCGAAGGGGAUGAUAUAGCUGAAUCCUCUGCUGCGAGAAGGAGGCAGUCACGGAUUCUUGGCCGUUGGGCUGCAAGGCAGGCUCAGGAGAUGAUUACCACCAUUGAAAGGAGGAACCGCGAGUCCGAGCUUAUUGCGAUUGCUGGUUUGCACGCCGUCUCUACGCUCGACUCGUCUUUCCUUAGGGAGUCACAGUCUCCCUCUUCCAGGCGUCAGGCCGCUGCUACUGAGAGGCCUAGGACUCAAGCAUCUGGGAUUUUGCAGAUGUGGAGAGACUUGGAAGAUGAACAUGUACUGAACAGGGCACGUGAGAGGAUGAGACUGAGGCAUAGAAAUGCUGAUUUGCCGGGCUCUAAUGCGUCUGAGAGUCAGGUGAGUGAAAACAAUGAGAGCCUGAGGGGUUCGAGUGAGAGUGAGAAUGAUUAUGGGUCGUCUAGUAGAGAACAGUCUCCAGAUCUUGGCGAUGUUGAGAGUGAGAGGGUGAGACAAAUUGCGCGUGGAUGGACGGAUAGUGGAAUCAAUAAUCAUUCAUCUAAUGCAAGACAGAGAGACGAUAGUCGUAGAGGAGAAUGGCUUGGUGAUACUGAAAGAGAAAGAGUCAGAAUUAUCAGGGAAUGGAUGCAAAUGACAAGUCAGCAGAGAGGAGCUCGUGCUAGUCGAAGAGAAGAUCAACAAUCUCUUAGUUCACAAGAUGACAGGAUUCAUGAAAGUCCACAAGUUCAGAGGGUUCGUGAAGGGUUAGCCGUUGAGAAUGAGGAAGGGCGAAGGGAGCAUACUCGUAGAGAUUUGCGGAGACUACGAGGAAGGCAAGCAUUAGUUGAUUUGCUAAUGAGGACUGGAAGAGAGCGACAGCGGGAGCUCCAAGGUUUGUUGGAGCAUCGUGCGGUCUCUGAUUUUGCUCAUCGUAACCGGAUUCAGUCGCUUCUUAGAGGAAGAUUCUUGCGGAACGAGACACCUGCAGUCGAAGUGAGAGCUCGUUCAUCAAUGGCAGCAAGUGAACUUCGCCAGCUAAGAGAAAGACAUACAGUUUCUGGUUUGCGGGAAGGAGUCCGUGACAGGCUAGAAAGCAACACUCAUGGCGAUAGCAUCAAUACUUCUAGGAAUAACCAAAGGACUACUAAUUCUGCUGAGGAUUCUCAGCGGCUAACUGAGAGUUUUAAUUCUUCUAGGCAGGAGAAUGGUACCCCCCUCUUACCUAUCGACUUGGGCAGGUCGGGAAGAAACCGGGAAAAUGCAGAUAGAAAUUGGGAAGAAGAUACCAGUCAAGAACGAGUUUGGCCUGAAGCUUUUACUACAGACGAGAGGCAAAAUUCGCAGCAAGCAACAUUAAGCCAGUUCAGUGAAAGGGCUAAUGGUAGCACAGGUCAUAACGGGCAAGAAAACUCAGUCAAUGACCUGCACCACGAUGGAAUUGGGAAUUCAGAUGAAACUAUAAUAGUAGAAGCUCAGAGUGUAGGGCCUGCAGAUAGCUCUAGACAAUCUGAUGGUAAUUGGCCUGAGACACGGUUUGGGGCUCCAAGAAAUCGUCGUGUAGUACCAAUGAGAAGAUUAAACAGGCUCCAUCUACCUGAUGACGAUAAUGUAUACAGCAUUGAACUUCGAGAGCUACUAAGCAGGAGAAGUGUUUCAAACCUCUUACGCAGUGGUUUUCGUGAAAAUCUGGACCAACUGAUACAGUCAUAUGUUGAGGAGGAGAGAGGGCUUGCUCACGUGACUGGGAUUUGCAACAACAGACAGAUCUCAGACAUCGUACAGAGACAGGAAUGGGAGAUAAUGAACGACUUGAGAGGAGAUAUGGCGAGACUUCAGCAAGGAAUGAGUCAUAUGCAGAGGACUUUAGAAACCUGUAUGGAUAUGCAGUCUGAGCUGCAGCGUUUGGUUAGACAAGAGGUUUCUGCGGCUUUAAACCGAUCUCCUGGUGACAAAGGUCUUGGACCAGGAACAUCAGAGGAUGGGUCGAGAUGGAGCCAUGUAAGGAAAGGGACUUGCUGCGUGUGCUGUGAUAACGACAUAGAUGCCCUCUUGUACAGAUGCGGGCACAUGUGCACUUGCUCGAAUUGCGGUAACGAGCUGGUCCGAACAGGAGGGAAAUGCCCAUUGUGUAGAGCGCCUAUUAUGGAGGUGAUCCGAGCCUACUCCAUCGCUUAAGCCCUCUGAAACUGGAGAGCAAUGAAGUUAAAGAGAAGAAAAAGCAAAUAAGAGAAUGUGAUUGUUUUGAUGUGUGAGCAAGAAACAGAUUGUUACAGCGAUGUAAACGCUCUAAAAGGGAUCAAACCAAGAGCAGAUACGUAUUUACUCUGUCAUCAAUAGGUUUUUUUUAAAAAAACGAGUGUCAUGUACUUCUGUGUUUAGAGAAAGAACACAACCAGUUCACAGAGAUGAUGGGUUGAAAUUAUCAUAGUUGUGCAUACAGGGAUUCAGCAUUUAAUUUAUGAGGAGACCAUUUCAUGAACAGCUAAUAUCGCAUGUUACUGAAUAUUGCGAUAAAAUUAGUAAAUUACAUAUUUUAU
Eutrema salsugineum is the source of this 3158-nucleotide messenger RNA. Its product is annotated as E3 ubiquitin-protein ligase LRSAM1. The record is from RefSeq and is a predicted model, not a curated record. Bases 472 to 2796 code for a protein of 774 amino acids. The transcript is spliced from 9 exons. NCBI's taxonomy places the organism in Eukaryota, Viridiplantae, Streptophyta, Magnoliopsida, Brassicales, Brassicaceae.